CAAUGUUUACCGGAAGAGGCUGCUGCUUGUUGACAAGUUGGACUUCCGGUAUUGUGAGAGGAUCACUUCCUGGGCAAACAUGGUGUGCGACAAAUGUAAGACAAUAAUAACAUAUACACUGUAUUGUUAUAUUAUACUAUAAUCUGAGACUAAUGUAAAAUAAUAUUAAUAUAUACACUGUAUUAUUAUAUUAUACUAUAAUCUGAGACUAAUGUAAGAUAUUAAUAUAUACACUGUGUUAUUAUAUUAUACUAUAAUCUGAGACUAAUGUAAAAUAAUAUUAAUAUAUACACUGUAUUGUUAUAUUAUACUAUAAUCUGAGACUAAUGUAAAAUAAUAUUAAUAUAUACACUGUAUUAUUAUAUUAUACUAUAAUCUGUGGCUAAUGUAAGAAAAUAUUAAUAUAUACACUGUAUUAUUAUAUUAUACUAUAAUCUGAGACUAAUGUAAAACAAUAUUAAUAUAUACACUGUUAUUAUAUUAUACUAUAAUCUGAGACUAAUGUAAGAUAUUAAUAUAUACACUGUUAUUAUAUUAUACUAUAAUCUGAGACUAAUGUAAAAUAAUAUUAAUAUAUACACUGUGUUAUUAUAUUAUACUAUAAUCUGAGACUAAUGUAAAACAAUAUUAAUAUAUACACUGUAUUAUUAUAUUAUACCAUAAUCUGAGACUAAUGUAAAAUAAUAUUAAUAUAUACACUGUAUUAUUAUAUUAUACUAUAAUCUGAGACUAAUGUAAGAUAAUAUUAAUAUAUACACUGUAUUAUUAUAUUAUACCAUAAUCUGAGACUAAUGUAAAACAAUAUUAAUAUAUACACUAUAUUAUACUAUAAUCUGAGACUAAUGUAAAACAAUAUUAAUAUAUACACUGUAUUAUUAUAUUAUACUAUAAUCUGUGGCUAAUGUAGGACAAUAUUAAUAUAUACACUGUAUUAUAUUAUACUAUAAUCUGAGACUAAUGUAAGACAGUAUUAAUAUAUACACUGUGUUAUUAUAUUAUACUAUAAUCUGAGACCAAUGUAAAAUAAUAUUAAUAUAUACACUGUGUUAUUAUAUUAUACUAUAAUCUGAGACUAAUGUAAAACAAUAUUAAUAUAUACACUGUGUUAUUAUAUUAUACUAUAAUCUGAGACUAAUGUAAAACAAUAUUAAUAUAUACACUGUGUUAUUAUAUUAUACUAUAAUCUGAGACUAAUGUAUUAUAUUAUACCAUAAUCUGAGACUAAUGUAAGAUAAUAUUAAUAUAUACACUGUAUUAUAUUAUACUAUAAUCUGAGACUAAUGUAAAACAAUAUUAAUAUAUACACUAUAUUAUACUAUAAUCUGAGACUAAUGUAAAACAAUAUUAAUAUAUACACUGUAUUAUAUUAUACUAUAAUCUGUGGCUAAUGUAGGACAAUAUUAAUAUAUACACUGUAUUAUUAUAUUAUACUAUAAUCUGAGACUAAUGUAAGAUAAUAUUAAUAUAUACACUGUAUUAUUAUAUUAUACUAUAAUCUGAGACUAAUGUAAAAUAAUAUUAAUAUAUACACUGUAUUAUUAUAUUAUACCAUAAUCUGAGACUAAUGUAAAAUAAUAUUAAUAUAUACACUGUAUUAUUAUAUUAUACUAUAAUCUGAGACUAAUGUAAAACAAUAUUAAUAUAUACACUAUAUUAUACUAUAAUCUGAGACUAAUGUAAAACAAUAUUAAUAUAUACACUGUAUUAUUAUAUUAUACUAUAAUCUGUGGCUAAUGUAGGACAAUAUUAAUAUAUACACUGUAUUAUUAUAUUAUACUAUAAUCUGAGACUAAUGUAAAACAGUAUUAACAUAUACACUGUGUUAUUAUAUUAUACUAUAAUCUGAGACUAAUGUAAAAUAAUAUUAAUAUAUACACUGUAUUAUUAUAUUAUACUAUAAUCUGAGACUAAUGUAAAACAGUAUUAAUAUAUACACUGUAUUAUUAUAUUAUACUAUAAUCUGAGGCUAAUGUAGGACAAUAUUAAUAUAUACACUGUGUUAUUAUAUUAUACUAUAAUCUGAGACUAAUGUAAGAAAAUAUUAAUAUAUACACUGUUAUUAUAUUAUACUAUAAUCUGAGAUUAAUGUAAAACAAUAUUAAUAUAUACACUCUAUUAUUAUAUUAUACUAUAAUCUGUGGCUAAUGUAGGACAAUAUUAAUAUAUACACUGUGUUAUUAUAUUAUACUAUAAUCUGAGACUAAUGUAAAAUAAUAUUAAUAUAUACACUGUGUUAUAUUAUACUAUAAUCUGAGACUAAUGUAAAAUAAUAUUAAUAUAUACACUGUAUUAUUAUAUUAUACUAUAAUCUGAGACUAAUGUAAAAUAAUAUUAAUAUAUACACUGUAUUAUUAUAUUAUACUAUAAUCUGAGACUAAUGUAAAACCGUAUUAAUAUAUACACUGUAUUAUUAUAUUAUACUAUAAUCUGAGACUAAUGUAGGACAAUAUUAAUAUAUACACUGUGUUAUUAUAUUAUACUAUAAUCUGAGACUAAUGUAAGAUAAUAUUAAUAUAUACACUGUAUUAUUAUAUUAUACUAUAAUCUGAGACUAAUGUAGGACAAUAUUAAUAUAUACACUGUGUUAUUAUAUUAUACUAUAAUCUGAGACUAAUGUAAAAUAAUAUUAAUAUAUACAGUGUAUUAUUAUAUUAUACUAUAAUCUGAGACUAAUGUAAGAUAUUAAUAUAAACACUGUGUUAUUAUAUUAUACCAUAAUCUGAGACUAAUGUAAGACAAUAUUAAUAUAUACACUGUGUUAUUAUAUUAUAGUAUAAUCUGAGACUAAUGAAAGAUAAUAAUAUAUACACUGUUAUUAUUUAUAUUAUCUGAGACCAAUUUAAGAUAAUAUAUAAACUGUAUUAUUAUUUAUACUAUAAUCUGAGACUAAUGUAAAAUAAUAUUAACCCCUUAAUGACACAUGACGGAAAUAUUCCGUCAUGAUUCCCUUUUAUUCCAGAAGUUGUGUCCUUAAGGUGUUAUUAUAUACACUGUGUUAUUCUUUAUACUAUAAUCUGAGAGUAAUGUAAGACAAUAUUAAUAUAUAAAUUGUAUUAUUAUUUAUACUAUAAUCUGAGACUAAUGUAAGACAGUAUUAAUAUAUUAAUAUAUAUGGUCUGCGGGGAAUGUUAAAAUUCAUUAUUUCACUAAUCGUGGAUACAGAUAUUACAUUACUUGUAACAGUCUUUAUGCAGGGAAACACUAUCAGUCACAGCAUUAGGCUUGUAGCUAAAUAAACUAAAAAAAAACACUACAUUUAAUUCUAAUUUAAAAAAUGCUGACAAUUCUAUUUAACAUACAUAAUUAGAAUUAGCACUGUAAGCUUGUUAUUGCUUGUUAUAGUUAACUGUAAGUCUUGUCCAGUCAUUGUACAGUGUUACCUCAUAUGCUUUUAUUUUUACAGGGUGGUGAUAAUACAAGGUAAAGUGUAUUUUAGCGUAUUUUAUUAUACCGUUUCAUUCACGUGUAUUAUAGCGGUUGUUUUUUUUUCAUUGCUAUUGUGGUGUGUACCCAUUGCAGAGCUGCCUAAUCGGUGUAGCCAGCACCCAUUGCAGAGCACCCUCACUGGCCCAGACAGCACCCAUUGCAGAGCACCCUCACCCCAUUGCAGAGCUACCUCACUGGCACACGUUUAAUUCUAAUUUUAAAAAAAAUGCUAACAACUCUAUUUAACAUACAGAAUUAGAAUUAGCACUGUAAGAUUGUUAUAGUUAACUGUAAGUCUUGUCUAGUCAUUGUACAGUGUUACCUCAUAUGUUGGCACUUUUAUUUUUAAAAGGUGAUGAUAAUACAGACAGGGAUUGUGUCUAGCUAUGUAUAUCCAAUGAAGGAUAAAAGUGUACUUUAGCGUAUCUUACUUUUUAAUUUUCUAAAAGCAAAUAGCUUAUUUUAUUACCAGUCAUUAUUAAAGUAAAAACAUUGUGUCUAGGAUAAUGGGCAAGAGCUCCAGACCUCCGUGGGUGCUGUGUAUCCAUUGGGGAGCCCUGCAUUGGGUGCUGUAUGUGCCUAGUUCACUGAAUGCUGUGUGUUCAAAGGAAUACCUUGCAUUAGGUGCUCUGUAAUGAAUGCUGCUCUGCCAAGCAAUACCCUUUAUUGGGUGCUCUCCUGCACCAAGUACUGUCUGUGCCAAAGAGGGUGCCCCUGCAAUGUCUGUGCACAGGAAUACCUUGCACUGGGAUAUGUCUGUGCCCAUCAGGGUGCCCUGCACUAGGUUUUGUCUGUGCUAAUGAGGGUGUUGUCUGUGCCAGUGAGGUUGCUCUGCAAUGGGUGCUGUCUGGGCCAUUGAGGUUGCUCUGCAAUGGGUGCUGUCUGUGCCAGUGAGGUUGCUCUGCAAUGGGUGCUGUCUGGGCCAGUGAGGUUGCUCUGCAAUGGGUGCUGUCUGUGCCAGCAAGGUAGCUCUGCAAUAGGGUGAGGGCGCUGUCUGGGCCAGUGAGGGUGCUCUGCAAUGGAUGCUGUCUGGGCCAGUGAGGAUGCUCUGCAAUGGAUGCUGUCUGGGCCGGUGAGGGUGCUCUGCAAUGGGUGCUGUCUGGGCCAGUGAGGGUACUCUGCAAUGGGUGCGCACCAUAAUAGCAAUGCAAAAAAAAAUACACUGUAAUCCAUGUGAACGAAAAGGUAACUAAUAAAAUACGCUAAAAUACACUUUUACCAAAUGGAUUAUAGUUUGUUCAAAACACAAGUUUUCUGUUCUUUGAGGUUGUUAAAUGUUGUGCUUUCCAUAUUUAAGAAAAAUGUUGUUUUGUAGAGUGCAUCCUGUAACUUGGUAUGAAAAAAUGGGGGGGAAAAACAACACAUUUAUUUAUUCUUCUAUUUAUGGCAGGUGAGAAGAAGCUGGGCACUGUUAUCACUCCAGAUACAUGGAAAACUGGUGCAAGGAAUACAACUGGUAAAUAUAUAGUAUGUCAGAGUAAAUAAAGGUACAAUUGACGUCAGCAAGGCAUAUUUGAAAUAUGAUGUUUUCAGCAUAUAAAAUUUCCCGUGAAAUCGAGUCAGGUCCAUGUACAAAAUAUCUAGAGAUGGCUUUAUGAGUUUGAGUGGCACCAACAAACCCCCACAUUAUAUAAUGACACCAGGUUGUGCCACCCAUGUCCCCUAUGCAUCACAGUGAUUCCAAGCAUCAUGCAUGCACUAUGGCUGUGUCCUUGCCUAUUAAAAACCUCCUUAACCCUUAAAAGUCCUUAACCCUUCAUCCAGCACUCUGUGGGCCAUUCCAUUAUAUCUGUGCCCCCUUCAUAGGCACUUUCCAGAUGGUGGUGUUUGAACCAUACCCUGCUGGUUGCAGCUCCACAAAACACAGCCACAUGUUCCUAAUAUUGAAAUACACACAUUAACAUAGUGUUGUUGUUGUUAUUAUUAGUAUUUGUCGAUGGCCAGCUUAUUCAGCAGCAUUUCUUUUAAUUAUAGAAAGGGGAUGUUUGGGGUGAAAAAAGCACUGUAAAAACAAGUUUAUAAUCUGUGUGUAUUUGAGGUAGGUGUCUUGCCUAAGGAUACUUACUUGGUCUGUCUCGCAGAAUGAAUCUAUAUGCGUUCCUGUAAUUUUGUAUGCACCUCAAAACUUGUAAACACAGAUUUAAAAAAAAAAAUUACCUAUUUUAUAUUUGUUCUGAUUAAGCGAUUUCCUAAAUCUGGAUAUUACUUACAAUAUCGAAUGUUUCCUGUGUAGAUUUUAGUGAUAUAAACUAGUAGAAUUAUUUGUGUAUAUUAAUAUUCCUCCAUUUUUAUCUAUUUAUUUCAAUUGUUCCCCUUCUAAAAAUAUUAAAGGCUGAAAAUGGGUAAUUAUUGUUAUAUCUGUAUAUUUUCUCUAUUUACUUUAGAAAGUGGAGGUCGAAAACUUAAUGAAAAUAAAGCUUUGACUUCCAAAAGAGCCAGGUAAGUAGAUUGUUUAAAUGGGAAAAAAAAAUAUUAGCAGAUAAGGUUUGUUUUCUGUACAGCAGAAAGUACCACCACAGAUUUGAUACUACCAUGUAAUAUGGCUAAAUUUAGAUCGUUUUCACUUUUACAGUGUGGAAUCAACAAGUGCACAGCUACAAUGUGUCAACAAAUGUUAUAUAUUGUAGUUAAUUGACAUUCAUCAUUUUGUUACAAUGUUGCCAGUAAUUUCAUGUAAUUCCAUGAGAUUAAAAAUAACAGGUUGAUUUUCAUAGCUGUUUAUUUUUUUGUUUGUUUGUUUGUUUUUAAAGUAAGCACACGUCUAGUACUCGUGUUUUUUUUUUUAUUGUCAAUAAUAGGUGUAUUAUUAUAUCAUUAACAGGGAUCUGUUCGUUGUAUAUUACAUUAGUUGUCUAUUGUUUCAACAUGUCAUAUGGAUUACUUUUUCUAUUUAUUAAUAUUAUUAUCACCAUUUAUAUAGCGCCAACAGAUUCCGUAGCGCUUUAUUUGAAUAUGCAUUCCCAAAGUGUAGCAAAAGGAACGUAUGGCAUUUAUACAACAUGUGCUUAAUACAUACCAAACUGGUAACAUCUGAUGUGCAUUUCAUAACUUUGGUUAUUCCUUGGUUCAGCACUCACAUGAUUGUUGUCCAACAUUUUUGAUGUGAGAAACCACAUCGCUGCAAACAUUUACUUUAUAAUAGUGUUUGCAAAAUCACUAUUGGGGUGGCAAUAUAUUCACUUAUAUUCAGCCAGUGGCACUGAAGGGUUUAAGUGUAUGGCAAUGAAUCUUAGUUUUUGUUUUUUAAAGGGACACUCUGGAGCCCUAAAGUACUUUGUGCUGAAAAGCUUUAUGUGUGAAGAUUGUGUCCUCUCUUCCUGGUUGUUUAGUUCAGUGGAGCUAUGCUCAAGAGGCAGACAAUUACCUAGAGCACAUGCCUGGCAAAGACAUCCACAGAAAGUCUAGGCUGAGGAAGAAAGGACAGCAUGCAAAGGUUGCAGACAAGAGAAAAGCUGUUUUUAGAUCUACCCCCUGUCGUAGAUAAUUUACUGCAAACCAAUUAGUUUGAAUGACUAUCUGUUCCUGUCCAAAUUAAAGAUAAUAAAGUUGCGUGCACGCAGAAGUAAAUUCACACUGAGACACAAAGUUCAGGGUAAUGAAAGAACUUCGGAGAAGUUUAAUGGCUUCUGACAGAAAAUGGGUGCGCAGACCCUUUUAAAGGCAUUAUUACAUCACUGAAGAAUUCAAGAUAACAGCAAAUAGACACUAUUGAUUGGUCCAGGUGUUAAGUGGUUAGUUAGGUACCCUCCUAUCAAGAGGUGAUGUCAUCCUUGACACGGGAGUGGACACAAUAUGUAGGCGCCAUCUUGUUAGCACGAGGUGUUCACUCGAUGGGAGGGGUGCUUUGGCAGCCAUCCAUUUAGAGUGUAGCUGGCACGGUUAGUUUCUCAAGGUUAGGUUUCAAGGCUUUUAGUAAAUACACAUUUUAUCAAAGCUAUUUCUUGCUGGCAUGCAAAUUCUAUGUUCUAUAGACAAGGCUUUCUUGUAAAACUAUGGGGGCCUCUUAGAGGUAUAGCAAGAGGAUUUUAAAGGGGCCUUACAGAUUUAUAGAGGCCUAAUAAUUCUACAACACCCCCAAUGAAAAACAAAAUGCAUAAUUUAAUGCAUGCAUGUUUUUAUUGGGGCUAGCCUACUACACAGUUUUUUUUGUUGCUGUUGUUUUGUUCGUUUUUUUUUUUUUUUUUCCCCGGACUAUAGUGUUCCUUUUAAUAGCAAAGAUGAUUGGCAUUUCUGUAUUUUUUUUCUUUUUUUAAUACGUUUUUAUCCAAGUAUCUCUGCAGGAAUGUUGCCACAUGCUGACACCAAUUUUGUUUUUGAAUUGUCAGAUUUGAUCCAUAUGGAAAAAAUCGAUUUGCUGUAUGCCGUAUCUGUAAAAGUUCAGUUCAUCAAGCAGGCUCCCAUUACUGCCAAGGUUGUGCUUACAAGAAAGGUAACAAGCUAUUCUCUAUUCUUUCUCCGGGAUGAGUAAUAACACACACACAACAUUUUACUUUUUUUUCUUAUGAUCUUUGGGGGGGAGGUUGUGUUUUGUUUUUUCUUUUUUGUGAUGUCCCGAACGGUUCACCGCGGAUGGCGAACAUAUGCGGUAAACUUUGACCCUGUACCUCACAGUCAGCAGACACAUUCCAGCCAAUCAGCAGCAGACCCUCCCUCCCAGGCCCUCCCACCUCCUGGACAGCAUCCAUUUUACAUUCAUUGUGAAGCUGCAUUCUUAGUGAGCUGUCUGGGAGGGAGGGUCUGCUGCUGAUUGGCUGGAAUGUGUCUGCUGACUGUGAGGUACAGGGUCAAAGUUUACCGCUUAUGUUCGCCAUCCGCGGUGAACCGUUCGGGACAUCACUACUUCCCUAUGCUCUGAUGGAUUGACUUUUAUAAUAAAUUUGACCAGACAUAAAAAAGUUGGAAUGUAUAGAAAACAAUGGUAGGGUCAUUCUCAAAGACUUUUGUUUUUAGAGUAACUUCAAGGAUAAAUGACACAGAGCAAUCAGUGGUUUGACAGGUAAAUGUAGAGACUUACUUGUCAGUCUCUUCAUUUACCUGUCAGUGCACUCUGACACCAACCAAUCAGAGUGCUCUGAGCCAAAUUGCAGGGAGUAGAAAGACUUUAUAAGCCUUUCCUCACCCUGCGGAGCGCAGUCGGCGCCGUGCCAUCCGUGGGUGAAGAUGGAUUAUUUUUUUAGCGUCAGGUUUUUUCUUUUUUGUCUGAAUUUUAUUUUUAUUUUUUUUGACGGGUAUUUUUGACUGGCUGCUCACUGUUAACUAGACAUGCCCCUACUUGCGGUAUAAUCUUUACUUAGUAUUAGUAAAUUUAGCUGAAAGACCAAUUUAGGUCUUUCAGCCUUUUGGUAGAUAGCUUGCUAAUACCGUGGGAAUUAGGGAGUUAUCUACUAAGCGGCUGCAAGAUGCCGUGCAACCGCGGCACCAAUAGGAUCGGAGUUUCAUACAUUCGAAUGAAAUUCCGAUCCGAACACGAAUGGAGAAACUGUUCUCAUUCUGUUAGGACGCAAUUCGGCGUUAUGUCUAAAUGACAGGACGUUCGGGAAAAGUGAAAGGAGGCUUCACAGGGACACAGAGGAAAGGUGAGAAUUGUGGGAAAAUUUCUCUGACCACCGGAAAUGAAGCACACUUUGCUCCUCUGCUGGUCAGGCGUAGGAAACCUCCAUAAGAAAAAGUAGUCCCUACUUUGUCUUAUGUUUUAAAGAAAACUAGAGCAGACAGGAAGAAAUGGGGAAAAAAAGAUCCUGACAGAGGGAAAGAAGAGGAAUCGAUUAAAGAAAGGUAAGUUCAGCAUGACAGUGCCGCUUUAAAUGGGCAUCAAAACAACUUUAGUUUAAUGAAGCAGUUUGGGUGUAUAGAUCAGGCCCAUGCAGUUUUACUGCUCACUUAUCUGCCAUUUAUGAGAUAGAUCACUUUGUUUUUGUUUAUGCAGCCCUUGUCACAUCUCCCCUGUCUGUGACUGGUUUAAUUUCCAAUCAGACUUUAACUUGCUUUAGAUGUUUUUAUCUCCUACUCUUUAAAUUGAACUUUAAUCACACAAAGGAGUCCUUUGCAGGGUUUAGGAGACUAUUAACAGAGCAUAAAAUAUGAAAUGACAGACUAUACAGUACAGAAACCUAUGAUAUCUAGGUGUUUAGGAAGGCUGUGCAAGCCACAUGCAGGGAUACACAAAGUGAUUUAACUCCUAAAUGGCAGAGAAUUUAGCAGUAUGACGGCAGGGGCAUGAUCUAUACACCCAAACUGCUUCAUUAAAGGACCACUCUAGGCACCCAGACCACUUCAGCUUAAUGAAGUGGUCUGGGUGCCAGGUCCAGCUAGGGUUAACCCAUUUUUUCAUAAGCAUAGCAGUUUCAGAGAAACUGCUAUGUUUAUGAAUGGGUUAAGCCUUCCCCUAUUUCCUCUAGUGGCUGUCUCAUUGACAGCCACUAGAGGCGCUUGCGUGCUUCUCACUGAUUUUCACAGUGAGAGCACGCCAGCGUCCAUAGGAAAGCAUUAUGAAUGCUUUCCUAUGUGACCGGCUGAAUGCGUGCACAGCUCUUGCCGCGCGUGCGCAUACAGCUGACGGGGAGGAGAAGAGGAGGAUCGGAGGAGGAGAGCUCUCCGCCCAGCGGUGGAAAAAGGUACGUUUUACCCCUUUCCAGAGCCGGGCGGGAGGGGGUCCCUGAGGGUGGGGGCACCCUCAGGGCACUAUAGUGCCAGGAAAACCAGUAUGUUUUCCUGGCACUAUAGUGGUCCUUUAAGCUAAAGUUGUUUUGGGGCUUAUCGUGUCCAUUUGAUAAUGACAUAUAGACUACUGACUAAUUGGACUAGUAAAGUGUGUGUGGUUUUUUUUUUUCCUUCACUCUUUUCACGCUGUUAACUGAACUAGUGAUAAUCCCUCUAUUUUUAUCUUUUAGGAAUUUGUGCCAUGUGUGGGACGAAGGUUUUGGAUACAAAGAACUACAAGCAAACAUCUGUUUAAUAAUGCCCAUUCUGCCUUUGGUUUAUUAAUUAAUUUGGUAAAAGCACCUGCUAAUUUUAAAUAAACAGUUUGGAAAGGUGAUAUGUUUAGGGGUUGAGAUUUCUAAGUGGCUUAAAUUGUAAAUAAAUUAGGGUUUUUAAUUCAUUUUAUUUACAUGUUCCUAUUUGACAUAAUGCAACAGCUUUAUAAUUUUCUUGUCAGAGUUAAAUUUAAUAUUUUCUUAAGUCUGCAGUUCUUGAAGUAGACCACUGGGGAGGGAAUAAUCUUAAAUUUUUGUUACAUGUCCCUACGUGUGCAGAGAGAUUCUUGUGUGUGAAUAUCUGGUCUCCAUCACCUGUCGCUUUAGAGGAGUGAUGGAGGCAGGCAAGAGCGAGCUGGAAACUAAUAUACCAGUUUGUCCUAUUUUGCAGUUUUCCAAUGAUGUAUUUCAGAGAAAUUACAACACACCAUAAAGGGCAAUUGUCCGCAAACAUACAAGUAAAGGGAGGUUGUUCACUAAACUCAGAAAUGUGGAGAAGUAAACGUUGCACCCUUUUAGACCAAAUUUAGAGAUUUCUUCCAUUAUAUAUAUAUAUUAUAUUUUUUUUUUUUUUUUCAUGGAAGUGUCCAACUUACCCAGUUUAUUGAGUGAUUCCCAGUGUAAUUAUUUAAAAACAAUAUUCUGGUCAGUGAAUUGUAAGGUAAUGGGGUAGAUAGUUUUCUAUUUCCUUCGAGUAAAAUUAUUGAUGAAUAAUAAAAUAAUUUCAAAAUCUAAUUGGAACCUGGCAUGAAAUCCAAAGCAUUGUUUAUGACUUUUAUUUACCCAAAAGGGACCUAACUCAUCAAUAUAGAUUGUGUUGCACAUGUGCCUUUCUGGCUAUUGAACUUUUAACUAUAUUCUGGUCGCGUUAUAAUUGCCCCUUUAAGCUGAUUUUUUGUUUUUAUUUAUUCAUUUUUAUUAAUUUUGGAACUGUGCACCCAGUGAUAAAUUGUCACAGUGUUGUAAGGAGGAAACAUGUAUUUUCUUCUUCAGUUAUUGCUUUCUUUUUUGUCUUUAGCAUUAUGUAACCAUAAUUCACGUAGUGAUAGUAAUGGAUCCAUUAAAAUUACAUACAGCACUUUAUUCUUCAUAUUUCAAGAAACUUAAUUGAUGUUUAGUUUUUACAAAUGCUAGGACAGUGAUGCCCAAAGGCUGGGAAACCGUUUGCAAACAUCUGGGGUGCCAGAAUUAGCUAUCACUGAUAUGAGCAUCAUGUGUACGAGAGUGCAUGUUUUUCUGAAAAGUGUUUUUAUUUGCUGCAUCAAAAAAUAAAGUAUUUAGGAAGGACUGAUUGUAAGGUAUUGUUUUUUGGGGGAAAUAAGACAUUUGUUGUUUUUGGGUGGAGUUAAAUAUUAUAUUAUUCCUAACGGGGAAGAAAUAUAUCAAAAGCAGACCGAUUUAUUGAAAUAUAUUUUUAUGUAAAUAUUACUUUCAAUAAUUCACCAUUUUAUAGGUCAUCCCCACAUAUUGUUUGGAUAUUCUAG
Messenger RNA from Pelobates cultripes (western spadefoot toad), 11884 nucleotides. NCBI's taxonomy places the organism in Eukaryota, Metazoa, Chordata, Amphibia, Anura, Pelobatidae. The record is from the annotation of a GenBank genome assembly.